ACCGGGACCCGAACUGCAGCUGCAGUAAGUUCCACCGCAGCUAGAGCUCCGGGUGGUCAACUAGACGUGCAGCUCGGCAGUUCCGUGGAUUUCAGCCGCGGCGUUCCCCUCGCCGGGUGUCUCGUCGCAGCCUCCGGAGAGGAGACCGAUCCUCACUUCUCAGAAAAAUGUCCGAUCCAGCUCAGCCGCCCACGGAAGGGGCAGAAGGGACUGCCCCAGGUGGGGGUCCCCCUGGCCCUCCUCCUAAUACGACCAGCAACAGACGACUACAGCAAACCCAGGCACAAGUAGAGGAGGUGGUGGACAUCAUGCGUGUAAAUGUGGACAAGGUCCUGAAGAGGGACGAGAUACUGUCAGAGCUAGAUGACCGCGCUGAUGCCUUGCAGAUGGGAGCGUCACAGUUUGAGAGCAGCGCUGCCAAGCUGAAGAGGAAGUAUUGGUGGAAAAACUGCAAGAUGAUGAUCAUGCUGGGGGUUAUCUGUGCCAUCAUCGUGGUAGUUAUUGCAAGACCGCUGUCCUCAGAGGAUUGGCUUUUUAUCUCCAUGGCUGCUUCCUCGUGACAGUGAGAUGGCUGCGACAGCUCAGGCUUCAUGUCCUCAAACAAACAUCCCCCGAACAAGAAAGAAAGGACAAGGAAAACCAAAAACUUUUCCCUAAUGAUGCUUUUUGUCCUAAGAAUGAGACGUUUCUGUACUGUCAUUGGCCUGAAAUGGAUCCUAGGCCCCAUCCUAAACCAAUUCCUGGCAAAGGGAAAUGGUUUUUUACUGGCUUCUAGAGGAAGGGCCGCUCCUCCUGACAUCAUGGAAUGUCUGUAUUGGUACAGAAAAGGGGUUCUGUUGCUAGGGAAGGUGUGGAAGUCUGCUGGGUAGGUUGCAGAAAGACUCCAUCACAGCUGCCAAUGUGAACCACUCCAUCUUCUGAAAAAGAAAUUCUUAGUUACCAGGCCUGUCUACCCCGACAUAUCCCACUGCUGCCACUUGACACAGUUAAAUCCAUCUCUCUCCUGGGCUGCUGGCGUGGCAUCCUCCCUGGCCUUCCCGUACCCAUGUUCACAUCGCUGGAUUCAGUAUUGGCUUUUUGCUCUCUGUGAUAUCAGAGUGGGGUUCUCAAAAUUAAUAUAUGAGAAGCUACCUGGAUUCAGGCUUAAUUGUCCCAUUAUUAACUACUAUUGUAUCGGGUCCCAUCUUUCUAAGGCAACUGUCAAGAGGCUGUCUUCAUUGAUUUUCUAUCAGCUUUCAUUCUAGACAGGAGCUCCUCAAUCUAACGCGUGCUCCUGGAGUCUGUAUGAAUUCGACCCUGGUAAGACAAGCAUGGGCAGCGUUAUGGGCUGAGUCGUGUCUCCCACAAUUCAGAUGUUAAAGUCCUAACCUUCAGUGCCUCAGAAUGUGACUGUAUUUGGACGUAGGGUUUUUAAAGAGAAAAUUAAAUUUAAGUGAGGUCAUUAGUGUGGGCCCUAAUCCAGUAUGACUGGUUUCCCUAUAAGAAGAGGAGGUUAGGACACAGGCACAAACAGAGGAGGACCUUGUGAAGAUACACAGAGAAAACGCCAUCAGCAAGCCAAGGAGAGAAGCCUCAGAAGAAACCAACUCUGCCGACACCUUGAUCUUGGACUUGUAGCCUCCAGAACUGUGAGAAAAUAAUUUUUUUGUUGUUUAAGCCUCCCAAACUGUGGUACUUUGUUAGAGCAAUCCUAGCAGAUUAAUACAAGAAGGUAUAAAUCUUACAUUUGAAUGGUGUUACGUAGAACUCUGUCUUCGCACCACUUUCUAAAAGUGUUUUUCCUUUUAUAUUGUUGACAGUGUAGAAGAGUUGUUUUUUAUCUGAACACAUGGGAACAAUGAUUAAGGAUUCAUGUUGUCUGGCUGUAGCGUACUGCAAAGCAGGAGGGUUUAACUAUCUAAACAUACAGCUCACCAUUGUUGACUUCUCAACCAAGGAAGAUGGUUGGAAUACUUUCAUGAGGUCAACCUUAAAUAACCCAUCCCCUCGCUUGGAUCAGGCGACUCCUGGAGUAUGUGUUUUAGAGCCACCCAAUCUUGAUGAGCCCCAGCCACAGAGUUCUUAACAUGAGACCCAGAUGGUGGCCUUUUAAGGAAGGAGCCGUCAGCCAGCAGCCGCUCCCUUUACAAUCCUUCAAGCUCAGAUCGUCUCUACCGGGCAGCACGGUAAAUCAAUUCUGGGGGCCCAAACAUUUACUAAGAGAGCUUGAGAAGAUUUCAACUUCUUUCAGGCAAAAAAUACAAUAAGGCGAAAAGAAAUAAACAAAAUAAAAGUCGUGAGUGCUCCUUCUGGGUGACAGGAGGUCAGCCUUGAUCUCGACACCAACAGAAUGUGAACUUGGCCUCUCACAUUUUAUGCCUCAAGUCAUAUUUUCCCCCUCAGUCAACCCCGCAGAACAUGUUUGCACCCUGCAAUGUGACUGUGAGGGCUCAUGCCUGUGGAACAUGCAGGGGGUCUGGCUCCCUGAGAAAACCAGCCCAUUUUACCCCUGCAAAGAAAUUCUGGAAGAAUGUGGUACGUGGAGUUUUUACUCGAGGCUCCUAGAACCAGGCUAACUGGGUGCAAAUCCCAGCUUUGCCAUUUGCAGUUGAAUUGGGCAAGUGACGUACCCUCUCUGUGCCUCGGUUUCCUCAGGCGUUAAACGGGAAUCGUAGUAGUAGUAUCUAGCUCAUAGGGAUGUUGUGAAGAUUACAUAAAUUAUUAUUGCAAAGCAUUUCAACACGGCCUGGCGUGUUGUCAGUGAUCGCUGGCUUA
This is a messenger RNA of Myotis daubentonii (Daubenton's bat), 2754 nucleotides long. It is a transcript of the gene VAMP1, whose product is annotated as vesicle associated membrane protein 1. Lineage: Eukaryota; Metazoa; Chordata; Mammalia; Chiroptera; Vespertilionidae. Gene Ontology annotation, biological process: vesicle-mediated transport. The record is from RefSeq and is a predicted model, not a curated record. Gene Ontology annotation, cellular component: membrane.